Oryzias melastigma (Indian medaka) is the source of this 4947-nucleotide messenger RNA. Its product is annotated as serine/threonine kinase 11 interacting protein. Bases 580 to 4128 code for a protein of 1182 amino acids. Gene Ontology annotation, biological process: intracellular protein localization. The record is from RefSeq and is a predicted model, not a curated record. Lineage: Eukaryota; Metazoa; Chordata; Actinopteri; Beloniformes; Adrianichthyidae. Gene Ontology annotation, molecular function: protein binding. Gene Ontology annotation, cellular component: cytoplasm. The transcript is spliced from 26 exons.
UUAUCUCUAGCAUGUUCUUAAUUUAAGACUAUUUUAUUGUUGAAUUGGUAAUAAAUGUUUUUAAUCCUUGAUUUUUUUCUAUUAUCUUCCAAUUUUGGUUUUUGUAUUUUGUUUUAAAAAGUGAAAACUGUAUUUUAAAGACAAAUAAAUAAAUAAAACAACGUAUGGUUGUAUUGUAUGUAGCCAAAAAUAAAUAAAUAACUCCAACGAUGAGCUUUGCUUUUUGAUCGAGCGCGUCCUCUAGUGGACAUAAUCGGUGACGCAGGCACACACAUUAAAAAAAAAAUACAAAAAAAAAGUUAAUUCAAGAGAUUUAUCUACAUUUUUUCCAAACUCUACCUAAUAUAGAAACUAGACACCAAAUGAGCAUAAAUUAGAUUCUUGAAGAAAUAAAAACUGCAACGUCAUUUAGGCUUUUUGAUCUAGUGGAGUCGCCGUAGUUCCUCUUCCUUGGGUCAUGUGACAGGAAAAAAAGAUGUCAACAUCACCCAAGUUCCUCACAGUGGAAUGAGUCUGUAUUGAUGGUGUAAAAUGAAACUUUGAUAUGUGACAUUUAUCGUCGCGUUAUCCCAGCACAGGAUGGCUGUGUGUCAGUCUGGCCAGUCCUCGCUGGUUCACAGCUUGGCCACACUCCUUCGUAAUAAUGGGGACGUGGUUCUGGACGGCAGCAGCACCUUGACGCUGCCGGCUUCCAGCCUGCAGCAGCUGACCCGGCUGUUUGAGCAGCACCUGCUUCCCAGAAGCCAUCAGCACGGCUUCCUGGCGCUGCCGUCUCACCCCGCCGACACCGUCUCCCUGCUGGAGCUGCAGUUUCUCUUUGACAUGCUGCAGAAAACUGUCUCUCUCAAACUGAUCAACCCCCCAGGAGAGAAGCUGCAAUCAUCCGUCAAAAUCUUUCCGUUCAAGUCUCUUAAAAGUUUGGAGCUGAAGAGAAUCCCCCCUCACCUCCUGGAGGGUCUCCGAGGAGUCUACUCCCAGCUGGAGGUCUUCACCUGCUCAAAGAGCCUCAGCUCCCUGGAGGAGCUGCUUUCGCUGUGCGGAGGAGAUCUGAGCUCAGCCCUGCCGUGGCUGGAGCUUCACACCCUGAACUUCAGCUACAACUCCAUCGUCUGCCUCGAUCAGUCAAUAAGUUUACUAAACGUCCUGAAAUCUCUAGAUUUGAGCCACAACAAGAUUCAGGAGUGCACAGAAUUUUUAAAGCCUUUAAGCGAACUGGAGCACUUGAAUUUGGGCUACAACUGCCUGCAGAGGGCGCCAACGCUCGGCCCGAGCGCCAGGUCCAAGCUGCUCACGCUCGUCCUCAGGAACAACGAGCUGGAAACGAUUAACGGUGUGGAGCAGUUGUCUUCACUCCAGCACUUGGAUCUGGCCCACAACCUGCUGCUGGAGCACUCCCAGCUGGCUCCUCUCUCCUUAUUGCACUGCCUCAACACACUGAAUUUGCAAGGAAACCCACUGUUCUUUCAGAAGACCCAUCGCCCCUGCACGGUUCGCCAUCUUUCCCCGAGAGCCGCUAGCCUCAAAUUGAGACUUGAUGGGACCCCACUUUCCUCCUCAGAGUUAUCAGUUUUACCUAAAGGAAGCCAGCUUGUCCACAUACCGACUCUACCGUCCAUCACCGUCCCGCAAGAGCCGAGUAACCAGGAAGUGUCCAGUGGAGCCGGGGAUCUGAGCGACAGCAUGUCGGUGGGAGAAAUCGCAAAGUCACGGUUCCGCAAGAAGAAAUCCAGAAGUAAGGUAAAGGUACGCAGGGCCAGCAUUUCUGAGCCGAGUGACACCGAUUAUGAACCCAGAACCCUGUCUUCUGCAAAUGACCUGGUUCUUCCCCACAAGCAGGAAAUCGAGCGCAUGUCCAGCUUCCGGGAUCAGAUAGGAGAAGACUGGCUGAGAUACCACCACCAUCUGGACGGAGGCGGUCCUCCAACCACCCUGGCGAACGUCACCACAAACCAGCCACCACUCACAAACGGCCUCGGCUCCUCCACGCCAGAUCCGUCGAUGGAUUUUGGGCAGGAGACGCCUCAUUUGUCCUCUGUGGAGGUUCUGGAGGUCCUCCCGCCUCCACUGCUUUCAUCAGAGACGAAGGAGGCGGAGCUUGACCUGGAAACGGAGUCCACUUUACAGUGGCCGAGUCAGAGCCAGCAACUUACCGAGUCCACCCUAGAGAGCAGCGUGGCGGACGGUGAAACGGUGAAGCAGGAGGCGCCCAAACCCGAGCCCAGUCCGGAACCACAGAGAUCGUCCUGCACUGCUAGCAAAGAAGCGACUCACGAAGAAGAGGAGGAGCUAGGAGUGGACUUGUGUCACCCGCUGCUUGUUGGAGUUCUCCCUCACCACAAGGAGAGGGAGAGUCCGGAGAACAGGAAGGAGGUGUUCCUGUGCGUCAAGCAGCGACUGGUGCUGGAGGUGGACGUUCAGAGCGGCAGAGAGAGAAGCCGGCUGGAGUUGGACAGCCUGACCCGGGUGGAGACUAAGGAGGAGCAGUGGAACCGGGGGACUACGGAGGAGCUGCUUCCCGUUGUGGAGCUGCACUUCGAUUACAUCAGCGAGGCCAAGAAGAGGAAACGCUACGUGCUUCUAGACGACGACCCUCAGCAGGCAGCGCAGGUCUUGAGUGACGUUCUGACCCGCGUGGUUGAGGAAAACCAGCGGCGCAAUUCGGAGCCGGACCUCAGAACCGUUCGCUUACAGUGCCUCCGCUGCAGGUCAGAGUUCAUGCCUCCGGAGGAGGAGGGAGGAGGAUGGAGGAGAGGAGCAGAGGAGCGGGUGGAGGACGGGUGUGGUGAGGACAACACAGGACACAAAAGUCAAAUCUGUCCCGAAUGCGGCAGCGAUCACGUGGUCCAAGUCGCGGCCCAGUCGGCUCCGUACUGCAGCACCCCCAUCCGCCGCCCGUCCAGACCGGACAGCGAAGACGAGCGUCUGGAAUCGACUCAGAGCUUUUGCAGCGCCAUUAAGGACGAUUGCACAGACGUCAGCUUCAGCAACAGCCCCGUCCACGAAGCCGCGGCCACCACCACCACCGACCCCACCUUCGUCACCGCCAGGGAAAGCUCCUUCUUCAUCGGGGACGAACCCGGCGACACCAGCAGCCUCUCCUCCAACACCGAUUGCCAAAGUAGAGAGGAGCUGGCUGGAAGCUACCAUUACACGGUUACAGGAGCCACGCCGCCUCUAGCUCCAACUUUAGGCCGAUCCAUCCCCAAAGAUGACUUGGACCUUUUUUCCGAGGACUACGAAACCGUAGAUCAUCGGCUUAAACUCUUCUUGGACGUGGAAGUCUUUGAAGAGGAAGAGGAGCUUCAUUCUUUCCUUAAGAUGUCAGCUGUCAAAUUUGGGGAGCAGGGAGAGGUUCCUUCACUGCUGGUCGUGUCUAACCGGCGGAUCUAUUUCCUGGAAGUGACAUCAGAUGUCAAAGGGCAGCUCACCGAUUGGCUGCAGAAGAAGGACAGCUAUCCGAUUGUGGAUCUCAGCUACCUGGAGGUGGGGAUGGGCUCUCAGAGCAUCCACAUGGAGUUUGGCGAUGGAGGCGUGGCCUACACGCUGCUCGUGAGGGACAGCGCGCGCUGCAAGCGCUUCUUUGGCCUCCUGACAGGAAUCGUCCGUGAGAUGGCGCACAAGUCCGAUAGCAAGCUGAAGUCCAUCUCCACCACGAGGCUGUCGGCUCAGCACCACCUCUGGCCUCUCGUGUGCGAGGACAUCCAGGCAGAUGUGGAGGACGGACAGCUCCAGUUCUUCUACAUGCUGGCGUUUGUGCUGCAAGAUGAUAUCUGGACGCCUCUGACGGUUUUGGCGACUCGAGAGACGCUCUACCUGCUCAGAGAAAGUCACCAGUGGAGGAAAGGAAGCUCGACGGCGAGCGAAAGCGAGGAAUCGCGGAGCGGGAGCGUCACCGUUUCAGAGACUCUGCCCAUCAGCUGUGUGAGCUCCGUCGUCCUGUGGCCGUCGGAAGAGUGCAGGAUGGAUAUAAAGCUCUACGACGAGACUGUGAAACAGGAGAGGACGUGGUGCAUGCGGUCGGAGAGCGGCGAGCUCCUCCAGGGCCUGCUGGCCUGGGUCAGGACACAGUGGGAGGCCAUGUUCGGAGUGAAACUACACACGACCCUGCAAGACGACGCAGCGUCAUAAAAGAAGACACACAAGACUAACGGAAAAGAGUUUAAAAAAAAGGAAAACAAAAGUUUAGUCAGCCUGAGCAAAUGUGUCUUUAUUUUCUCUCUCGCACUCAGUCUGGUCCCAUUACGUUUGUUGCUUUAAGCCAAAGGCUUAAAACUGGACUCAUUCAUGUGGUACACAAACCUGUAAAAAGCUUUGGUUGCAUAAUUUUUUUUUUUUCCUCCAGAAAAAACAUCCUGCCCAACUUUUCUCCAGCUCAAAUGGAGUGUGCCUUGUUUCUUUUAUGGACGUCCCGCUCUCCGGUUCACCUCAAUGCGUGUCACGUUGUUCCCUAAAACAUCUGUAGCAUUCCAGAAAUGUGGAGCAGAUUUGGAAUUAGGGGGCAUUACGUCUGAGGAGGGGGGGAAUUCACCUUAAAUUAAGACCUUUUAAUCUCGACAGUACCCCCUCCUUUGGCCCGUUUAAGCAUUAACACGAGGUUAUGAAGGAUUUUACCCCCACUUAAAGAGUCAAGAGUUUGCAUAAAUGUUUAAAAAUCGUUAAAUAAAAGUGUGAAAAUUCAUUUUUUUAAAUAUAACUCUGUUUUUAUGGUUUGUUUUGGUUCAUCAGGGAUUGACGUCAUGUCUGUUACAGCUGUGAUUUCAAUUAAAACGAAGCCUAAUUUAUUGUAAAUUUGUCAUAAAUUGAUAACAUAAAUCUUGAGUUUUAUUUUUUUAAGAUGUUGUAAACUUGAAUAUAAAAAGUUUGUGUGUCUACUUUGUUAACAUAGUUCUCAUAGCAUCAACGCAGCAUGUCCUCUAAUAAAGUGGGUUCUUCCCGCCGCACAUUUAA